Messenger RNA from Bradysia coprophila, 942 nucleotides. RefSeq lists its product as uncharacterized. NCBI's taxonomy places the organism in Eukaryota, Metazoa, Arthropoda, Insecta, Diptera, Sciaridae. The record is from RefSeq and is a predicted model, not a curated record.
CAUCGAAGAGUAGGCCAACCCUUUACUGGUGAUUUUUAACUAGUAACUUUUCGGUAACAGAUUGCUCAAAAUUCAAACAAAAUUUUUGUCGAAAAUCAAAACAUGGCAAACUUGUCUGAGAAAAAAUCUAAGAUCACAACCAAAUACACCAAUCACACAACUGUUGGUCACAAAAAUCAUGACAUCACCUUUAAGAAACUUCCGAUGUACUCGUUCCCGAAAGGUGAAAAGACGAAACCUAAAGCUUUUGGUCCGGGCCCAGCUGCUUAUCCGCAAAUCGAUGAUAGACAACAGCACAAAGAUCAAUCAUUUUAUCAGAAUGACCAAUCAUUAAAGUCUACUUUUGGUGCUCGAAGAUUUUUGGAAAAUCAGCUGAUCAAUCCGGGACCAGCAGCUUAUCCACUUCUUGAUGAUAGUAACGAAAUGUAUUUUAAUGACAAACUACCGAUCAAUGGAUUGAAUAUACCGAAGAGAGCGAACAAGUUCUCUUUCGGUAGAGCGACAAAACCACUGAAACCAUCAAUCCAUACCGAACCAGCUCUGUAUCCUUCAGUCGGUAAAUCGAUUUUACCGAUUGAAGAAAAGAAUAGGUUCACAUUUGCUGGCCGUCCAAAACCAUUGAAGCCAAAGUUCGAAACACCUGGACCGAAUGCGUAUCCGAAAUUCGAGCGCGAGAAGACAAAUUCAAUCCAUCCCAACGAAACCAGACUAAAACCGACAAUGCGGAUACCGCACAAAGAUGUCUUCAAAUCGAAUUCACCACCACCGAACACGUAUCCGAGACUAACCGUUAGGGGGCCAUAUGAUCCGAAAAUUUUUAGUAAAAUGAUCAGUGGACCCAAUGCGCCGGCGUAUUCAAUCAGACGAAGACUUGACUGAAACGAUUUUUUUUUUCAAUUUGGAAAUUUAUUUUACUUUUAAAUAAACCGAGAAGUUAGGCCA